AUGCAGCUUAAAAUAAUGCCGAAAAAGAAGUGCUUAUCUGCAGGCAGAGUGCCCCUGAUUCUCUUCCUGUGCCAGAUGAUUAGUGCAUUGGAAGUACCUCUCGAUCCAAAACUUCUUGAAGACUUGGUACAGCCUCCAACUAUCACUCAACAGUCUCCAAAAGACUAUAUUAUUGACCCUCGGGAGAACAUUGUAAUCCAGUGUGAGGCCAAGGGGAAGCCUCCUCCCAGCUUUUCCUGGACUCGUAAUGGCACUCAUUUUGACAUAGAUAAAGACCCACUAGUCACCAUGAAGCCUGGCUCCGGAACGCUCAUAAUCAACAUCAUGAGUGAAGGGAAAGCAGAGACCUAUGAAGGAGUCUAUCAGUGCACAGCAAGAAAUGAACGCGGAGCUGCGAUUUCUAAUAACAUUGUCAUCCGCCCAUCCAGGUCACCCUUGUGGACCAAAGAAAAACUUGAACCAAUGAUACUUCGAAAUGGUCAACCUUUAGUACUUCCCUGUAGACCCCCAAUUGGAUUACCACCACCUAUAAUAUUUUGGAUGGAUAAUUCCUUUCAAAGACUUCCGCAAAGUGAGAGGGUUUCUCAAGGUCUGAAUGGAGACCUUUAUUUUUCUAAUGUUCUCCCAGAGGAUACCCGCGAAGAUUAUAUCUGUUAUGCCAGAUUUAAUCACACUCAAACCAUACAGCAGAAACAACCUAUUUCUGUGAAGGUGAUUUCAGUGGAUGAAUUGAAUGACACUAUAGCUGCUAAUUUGAGUGACACUGAGUUUUAUGGUGCUAAAUCAAGUAGAGAGAGACCUCCAACAUUUUUAACUCCAGAAGGCAAUGCAAGUAACAAGGAGGAAUUAAGAGGAAAUGUGCUUUCACUAGAGUGUAUUGCAGAAGGACUGCCUACUCCAAUUAUUUACUGGAUAAAAGAAGAUGGAAUACUACCCAUCAACCGGACAUUUUAUAGGAACUUUAAAAAAACCUUGCAGAUCAUUCAUGUUUCAGAAGCAGAUUCUGGGAAUUACCAAUGUAUAGCAAAAAAUGCAUUAGGAGCCAUUCAUCAUACCAUUUCUGUCACAGUUAAAGCGGCUCCGUACUGGAUCAUGGCACCUCAGAAUCUUGUGCUGUCCCCAGGAGAGGAUGGGACCCUGAUCUGCAGAGCUAAUGGCAACCCCAAACCCAGAAUUAGCUGGUUAACAAAUGGAGUCCCAAUAGAAAUUGCCCCAGAUGACCCCAGCAGGAAAAUAGAUGGUGAUACCAUUAUUUUUUCAAAUGUUCAAGAAAGAUCAAGUGCGGUAUAUCAGUGCAAUGCCUCUAAUGAAUAUGGAUAUUUGCUGGCAAAUGCAUUUGUAAAUGUGCUGGCUGAGCCACCACGAAUUCUUACAUCUGCAAACACACUCUACCAAGUCAUUGCAAACAGGCCUGCUUUACUAGAUUGUGCCUUCUUUGGGUCUCCUCUACCUACCAUUGAGUGGUUUAAAGGAGCUAAAGGAAGUGCUCUUCAUGAAGAUAUUUAUGUUUUACAUGAAAAUGGAACUUUGGAAAUUCCUGUGGCCCAAAAGGACAGUACAGGAACUUAUACAUGUGUUGCAAGGAAUAAAUUAGGGAUGGCAAAGAAUGAAGUUCACCUAGAAAUCAAAGAUCCAACUAGGAUCAUUAAACAGCCUGAAUAUGCAAUUGUGCAAAGAGGGAGCACAGUGUCCUUUGAGUGCAAAGUAAAACAUGAUCAGACCUUAGUCCCCACUGUCAUGUGGCUGAAGGACAAUGGUGAGCUGCCCAGUGAUGAAAGGUUUACUUUUGAAAAGGAGCAGCUGGUGGUAGCUGAUGUAAGUGACGACGAUGGUGGGACCUACACGUGUGUGGCCAACACCACUCUAGACAGUGUUUCUGCCAGUGCUGUGCUGAGUGUGGUCGCUCCUACUCCAACUCCAGCUCCCAUUUACGAUGUCCCAAAUCCUCCCUUUGAUUUAGAAUUGACAAACCAACUUGACAAAAGUGUUCAGCUGUCAUGGACCCCAGGCAAUGACAACAACAGCCCUAUCACAAAAUUCAUCAUUGAAUAUGAAGAUGCAAUGCACCAGGCAGGGCUGUGGCACUACCAAGCUGAAGUUUCUGGAACGCAGACUACAGCCCAGCUGAAGCUGUCUCCUUACGUGAACUACUCCUUCCGAGUGAUGGCAGUGAACGGCAUCGGGAGGAGCUUGCCCAGCCAGGCGUCGGAACAGUAUCUGACGAAAGCUGCAGAACCAGAUACAAAUCCCACGGCUGUGGAAGGACUAGGAUCAGAGCCUGAUAAUUUGGUGAUUACGUGGAAGCCCUUGAAUGGUUUCGAAUCCAAUGGGCCAGGCCUUCAGUACAAAGUUAGCUGGCGCCAGAAAGAUGGUGAUGAUGAAUGGACGUCUGUGUUUGUGGCAAAUGUAUCCAAAUACAUUGUCUCGGGCACACCAACUUUUGUUCCAUACCUGAUAAAAGUUCAGGCUCUGAAUGACGCGGGGUUUGCUCCAGAGCCAGCUGUAGUCAUGGGACAUUCUGGAGAAGAUCUCCCAAUGGUGGCUCCCGGAAAUGUGCGUGUGAAUGUGGUGAACAGUACCUUAGCUGAGGUGCACUGGGACCCAGUACCUCUGAAGAGCAUCCGAGGACAUCUACAAGGCUAUCGGAUUUACUACUGGAAGGCACAGAAUUCGUCUAAGAGAAACAGACGUCACAUUGAAAAAAAGAUCCUCACUUUCCAAGGCAGCAAGACUCAUGGCAUGUUGCCCGGGCUGGAGCCCUUCAGCCACUACACGCUGAAUGUCCGCGUGGUCAAUGGGAAAGGGGAGGGACCGGCCAGCCCUGACAAAGUCUUUAAUACUCCAGAAGGAGUCCCCAGUGCUCCCUCAUCUUUGAAGAUUGUUAAUCCUACACUUGACUCUCUCACUUUGGAAUGGGAUCCACCAAGCCACCCGAAUGGCAUUUUGACCGAGUAUACCUUAAAAUAUCAGCCAAUUAACAGCACACAUGAAUUGGGCCCUCUGGUAGAUUUAAAAAUUCCUGCCAACAAGACACGCUGGACUUUAAAAAAUUUAAAUGUCAGCACUCGAUAUAAGUUUUAUUUCUAUGCACAAACAUCAGCAGGAUCAGGAAGUCAAAUUACAGAGGAAGCAGUAACAACUGUGGAUGAAGGUAAGAUGGCUGGUAUUCUUCCACCUGAUGUAGGUGCAGGCAAAGUUCAUGCAGUAAAUCCCAGGAUCAGCAAUCUUACUGCCACAGCUGCUGAGACCUAUGCCAAUCUCAGUUGGGAAUAUGAGGGACCAGAGCAUGUGAACUUUUAUGUUGAGUAUGGUGUAGCAGGCAGCAAAGAAGAAUGGAAAAAAGAAAUUGUAAAUGGUUCUCGGAGCUUCUUUGGGUUAAAGGGUCUAAUGCCAGGAACAGCAUACAAAGUUCGAGUUGGUGCUGAGGGGCACUCUGGUUUUGUGAGUUCAGAGGAUGUGUUUGAGACAGGCCCAGCAAUGGCAAGCCGGCAGGUGGAUAUUGCGACGCAGGGCUGGUUCAUAGGUCUAAUGUGUGCCGUCGCUCUCCUUAUCUUAAUCUUGCUGAUUGUUUGCUUCAUCAGAAGAAACAAGGGUGGUAAAUAUCCAGUUAAAGAAAAGGAAGAUGCCCAUGCUGAUCCUGAGAUCCAGCCUAUGAAAGAAGAUGACGGAACUUUUGGAGAAUACAGUGACGCGGAAGACCACAAGCCUUUGAAAAAAGGAAGUCGAACACCUUCAGACAGGACUGUGAAAAAAGAAGACAGCGAUGACAGCCUAGUUGACUACGGAGAGGGGGUGAAUGGCCAAUUCAAUGAGGAUGGCUCCUUUAUUGGACAAUACAGUGGUAAGAAAGAGAAAGAACCAGCUGAAGGAAAUGAAAGCUCAGAAGCACCUUCUCCUGUCAACGCCAUGAAUUCCUUUGUGUAAUUUUUAAGCUCUUUGCCAAUAUUCCAU
Cynocephalus volans (Philippine flying lemur) is the source of this 3951-nucleotide messenger RNA. RefSeq names its product neuronal cell adhesion molecule (gene NRCAM). Gene Ontology annotation, biological process: brain development; axon guidance; cell-cell adhesion. The record is from RefSeq and is a predicted model, not a curated record. Gene Ontology annotation, molecular function: cell-cell adhesion mediator activity. The transcript is spliced from 30 exons. Lineage: Eukaryota; Metazoa; Chordata; Mammalia; Dermoptera; Cynocephalidae. Gene Ontology annotation, cellular component: axon; plasma membrane. Bases 1 to 3924 code for a protein of 1307 amino acids.